ACUCGUGACAAGUUGUUGUUACAGAUGUUGUGGUGCUGCGCUGCUCGUGUGAACUUGCAUGAAACUAUGGCUAUUAGUACUUUGUGAUUUUUUGUUGUAAAUUUCACUCAUUUCCUUUCCUUAGCACUGCAUAUUAAUGCAGAUGAAUGAAUGCGUUUCUGGUGAUGAAGACUGCCGCACGAAGAGUUUGCUUUAGUGGAAACGUUUGCAAUACGCUAUUUCUGGUGGAAGCUUGAAAGAUUCUCAACUCUAAUCGGUUGUGAGAUGAUAGAGCGGUGAAGUUUGUGCUAAUACCCCAGAAAGUUAUGUGUGUUAAUACUCCCUGCCAUUGGCUUGUUACUUCACCCUUUACGCAGAAGGAACCAUCCUGCCAAGGGCGAGCGGCUCCUGGGUGGAGGACUGCUAAACUUUGCUCGGGUUAAUGGAAGCAACUUUGCCACUGAUCUAUGAGCAGUUAACUUUGCUGAGGAGGAAGUAAAUGUGUCAGGUGAGCCGGUAGCGUGUCCCGUUACUCAUUAGGGUAUCACCCAGGAGAAAUGAUAAAAAUUAAUUGACAAUUGCAGUUUUUAGUGACACUGGUUUUGAUAAUAGGGUGUGCUUGUGUGUGGAGGUGUAUCAAUGUGUGGGCAUGAGUGGGUGAGUGUGCCACCAUGGACUGUAUGAGAGGGCCACCAUGGACUGUAUGAGACCCUGGCCAACAGUCUGUCCAAUUGUUUUCCAGGCAGCUGGGGACAGCACAGCAGUUGUUCCACAAUACCUUCCACAAGAGAAUGGAUAUUCCUGAAGGAGCCGUUGUACAGCAAUAUAAGAAAAGGUGAACUUCAGCUCUGUUUCGAUCGCAAGGAGAACACGAUACCUUCACAAACAUAAUUUGCAGCUUGCUGGGCAGGGCCACAUCCAUUAGAUUGUGUGUGUGGUCUUGCUCCCUCGUUGAGAUGUGGUUGCCUCAGCCUGAGGAUCCUCCCUUUCUGACUGUGGGAACAGAGGUAUCUGCCAAAUACAAGGGUGCUUUUUGUGAGGCUAAGGUCCACAAAGUUGUAAAAGUCGUUAAGGUCAAGGUGACAUUUAAAUUGGGCUUGGGAUCUACAGUGGUAUCUGAUGAUCUUGUGAAAGGUGUUCUGAAAAUUGGAGCCCAAGUCAAAGCCAGCCAUCCAGAUAAAAAUCAGUAUGUUGAUGCCAUUGUGAAUAAGAUUCAGGACUGUAGUCAGUAUACUGUUGUUUUUGAUGAUGGUGAUAUUACAACACUACGUCGAACGUCGCUGUGUUUGAAAAGUGGUAGACAUUUUGCUGAAAGUGAAACACUGGAUCAAUUGCCUCUGACACAUCCCGAGCACUUUGGUACCCCAGUUGGAGGAGCAAGGAGAGGACGUAGAUCCAGACAGAACCAGGAAGGUGAUGAUUCUGGUGGUGAUGAUGAUGAUGAUGUACACAAGCGACAUCGUUCUCGGCGGGACGAAUGGGAAUCCGAUAUUGGAAAGGUUGUUUGUGUUGAACUUGGAGAUAAGAAAAAACAGAAAGAUAAUUGGUUUCCAGGGUUAGUUGUUGCCCCUACAUCCCAAGACUCUGUCAAGAUUGAGACCAAGAAAGAUUACCUUGUCAGAUCUUUCCAAGAUGGAAGAUAUUAUACAGUGCCAAAAAAGGAAGCCUCGCCAUUCAGUCGUGAGGUUGGAAGUAAGGUUUCUCAGAGUGCUCUAAAGAUAGCAGUAGAAAAAGCCCUCCUCUUUAUGACAAAUGAUGAACUUCCACCUCACUGGGAUCGGGAUUUACUCUUCGGCAUGGAUGUGUCAGAUGAUGAUUCGGACAGAGAAGGAUCGGAUUCUGAUAGUUCGGAUGACGAGCCAAGAGAAGAGAAGGACCACUUUGUUGCUCAACUUUACAAGUUUAUGGAAGAAUGUGGGGCACCAAUCAAUAGUGGACCAACUGUAGGCAAUAAGGAUCUAGAUCUUUACAAGUUAUUUAAGGUAGUACAGAAACUUGGAGGAUAUAACCGUGUGAUGAACCAAAAUCAGUGGAAAGUGGUGUCCAAUAAGAUGCAGCUUCAGAGUCUUGGAUCCCAGGCGCCAAAUCAUAUUAAAGCUGCUUAUAAAAGGUACCUCCAAAGUUUUGAGGAAUUUUAUCGUAAGCUCGGCUGCACCAUGGUCAGCAAUCCGCGUGGAUCUCGCACAAGGCACCGUUCAGGUAGAAGCUUGAUCCGUGACUGUGACCGAACACCUCGUGCAUCCAAGAAGAAAGAAAAUGAUAGUUGCGAGUCAACAGAGGAUGAAACGGAAAAGAAGGAAGAGGAGGAGGAUAUAAAAAAAGCAGAUAAAAAAAAAUAUGAGAAAGAUGAUGCUAAAAAAAUUGAUGAGAAGAAGGAAGGAGACAAGAAAGAACCUGACAAAAAGGAAAUUGAUAAAAAAGAAGUUGAAAAGAGGAAAGAUGAGGGAAAAGUUGCAAAAAAUUCUAAGCAAGACACGCAAAAAAUUCUGGAGCAAGAGCCAGCAGUAACAAGAGAGAGGUCCAAAGAGCCAUUGUUAACAAGAGAGAGGUCCAAGGAGCCAACAUCAAGGGAACGCUCUAAAGAGCCUGGUUCUGUAAGGGAAUGCUCUAGAGAACCUGGCUCCAUAAGGGAGUGCUCUAGAGAGCCUGGUUCUGUUAGGGAACGCUCUAGAGAGCCUGGUUCUGUUAGGGAACGCUCUAGAGAACCUGGUUCUGUUAGGGAACGCUCUAGAGAGCCUGGUUCUGUUAGGGAACGCUCUAAAGAGCCUGGUUCUGUUAGGGAACGCUCUAAAGAGCCUGGUUCCAUAAGGGAGCGUUCCCGUGAACCAACAACAACAAGAGAAAGAUCUCGAGAACCAUCAGUAAACAAAGAUAGAAGUAAGGAGUCUGCAAGUGCAAAAGAUGUCACAGGAGAGUCUUCUGUACCAAAAGAAAGGUUAAGAGAACCUAGAACACCCAGAUCUGAAGCAAAAACCAGAGCUGCCAUAGCAAAAAAUGAAGGUGUUGAAGUGAAGACAAGAGCUAGUGCCAAAGAAGAAAAAGUUGAUUGUUUAGAAGUGAAAACACGUUCUAGUAUUAAGGAUGAUAAGAAAGAGGACAAGAAGGAAAAGAAAGAGGAAACUGAUCAAGGAGGAACUGAAGAGAGAGAGAGAGAAAUGGCUCAAACUCGUUCAUCAUCAAAACAACGUGAAGAAGGCCGUGACAAAGAAGAAUCUGUAAAAAAAAAUGGUACUCCAACAAGAAAAACUAAAGUAGAGCGUGCUGUCAAUAUUGCCACUACCACUACUGUACCUGUUGCUGCUACCUCUGCUGAUACUUUUGCUGCUGUUACUGCUGCAGCUUCUGCUACUGCUACUCCACCUGUUGUUUCAACAACAACAGCUAUUGUUGCUGUUAAUGUCUGCACUACUCCUAUUCCUACUCCAACUCCAACUCCAACACCUGAGAAUGAGGAGGAAGAGGAGGAGGAGGAGGAGGAUGAUGAUGAUUCUACAGUGUCGAGCACGCCUACUUCUUCCACUGUUCAAAGUUCCAGUACCACUCCAUCUGUAAAUUCCAGUGAUAAGAAGGCAAAAAAGAGCAAAAUAGGUAAAGUUGGUCCAGGACAUACAUCAGUCCCAUUGCCAGCUGAAGAUUCACCUGGUGCUAAGAAACGAGGCCGUAAAAAGAAGGUGGAAGGGGAAGUGGAGCCGCCAUUGGGGAAGGCACUUAUACCUGCACACGUUCCUGUGAGUGUUGGAGAUAAGCUACGAGUGCUUUACGGACCUAGUGCUAAAGAAUCAAAGGUCACAUAUGAAGCAAAGGUGUUAGAGGUAGAAGAAGAAGGCAAUGCACCAAUGUACUAUGUACAUUAUCUUGGCUGGAAUACGAGAUAUGAUGAAUGGAUUAGAAGACCUCGUAUUGCAGAAAACAUCACUUGGUCACAGAAUAGAGCAAGGAAAGGCAGGGCUGCUGCUACUAAAGAACUGAAAGAAAAGAAGGAGAAAGAGAAAGACUCCAAGAAGGAAGAUAAAGAACAAGUUCAGUCUACGGCUUCUCCAAAAGCAAGUAUUGUUAAAAGAGGACGACCACCUGGCAGUAUGCGUGAAAGACGUGAAAGUGAACGCAGUGAAAAAAGUGACACUAGCUGUACAAGCAGUGUCUCAGGCCCUAGUACAAGGGCUACACGAGAUAGGGGACUUUCACAGCCAGAUAGUCCUUCUUCUUUAGAUCAGAGACGUACUAGACAACCUAUUACCGGUGCAACAGAAAGUGACAGUGAAGAUUAUGAAUCGGAUGCAGAUACUGGUUCAGAAAAAUCUCGCACCCGUACUAGUUCGGAGCGACGUAGUACUGCUGUGUCAACAUCAUCAUCGGCGUCUUCCACUCCUACCUCAGAACCCGCCACAACAAAUAAUUCUAGCAUGGAAAAACAUUCUACGGAACCUCAGAUUAAAACACAAGUAGUUGAAAUAAAGGAAGAGGAGGAAGAGCAGGAGCCCUGUGGAAAGGAUAUUGAUUUGAAUGCCAUUAUGUCAGAAAUGAAGGGACUUGAUAAACCCAUUAAGAAAGAGGAAGACCGUAUUUUAAGAGAAGCAACCCCAAGAUUAAUAUCACCAGUGAUGCCUUCCACAUACUCUGUUCCUGAAAAGAAAACUUCAGAAUCUCCUAUAAAGCAGUCCAUAGAAAAUCUUCCUAAGAAGAUUACAGAGUCUCCAAUAAAGCCAGUUGUACAAGAUCCAUCAAAGCUUUUAUCUCCAAAGUUAGAAUCUCUAGAAGAUGAUAUUUAUGAAUUUAAAGAGCCAGAACCAUUUGAUUUUGGAGAGAUGCGUGCAAGAAAAGAUGUUAGAAUAAAAGUGAGUGUUGGUGUUGUGGGUGCUGAAGAAACUGAAGCUGAUGGUAAGCUUAAGAAAAAGGGUAGACCUAGAAAAGAUAUGAAAGAAGGAGAGGGUGAUAAGACAGAGUCUGAUAGUGAUACUUCACCGAGUCCUCAAAAGAGAGUGAUUAUACCAAGGGAAACCAGGGAAUCACCAGUUAAGCGUUCUAUUCCAGAUUGUAGGGAGAGUCUGCCUAUACAGUCAGAUGGAAAUCUAACUCCUGAAAAAAAAGAUUCCACAGAUGUAGCCAGAAUUAUAUCACCACCUCGAAAAGUUGCUUUGAAAAGGGAUACGCCAGUGAAGACUGAACAGACAGUUGCACAAGUAACAGAAGCAAAAGUUACUAAGCCAGAAUUUCCAAAGUGUCCCUCACCAAAAUCAUCACAGCCAGAUACUUGUAAGUCACCAUCUCCUUUAAAGGAGCCUGUUAAAUUACAUAUGAUUCCCUUGAAAACCAAACCAUUGACUAAUAUUGAACGACCAGUCACAUCACUUUCAAAGUGUGUUGGUCCUUCUUCACAUGUUCUUGCUCAGACCGUCAUACCUGUUAUCGAAUCUAAAGCCUUGGCUAAGCCUAUUUUUAAGCAAGCAUUUGAUAUUAAAAUUGAGAAGUCAGUUAUGUCCACCAAGAUAGAUGAAAAAUUAGAAGCUAAAGUUAUUCCCUUCUCACAGAGACAACAGCAUAUAUUUCCUCACCUUUUGAAUCGUUCAGAAACUAAUGAAAAAGUAAAGGACCUACAGCCAAAAGUUUCUCCAUCAUGCAUGCAGUCUCCAUCCAGAGAAACAACACCAAAUUGUGAGUCAGGGUCUGUAAGUCAAAGUGAAUCUGAUGUUGAUAGAAUAAAGAGAGAGAGUUCAGUAGAAGAGAGCAUAGAAGCUGUUGUAAAAAGAGCACGGAAAGAUCAGGAGGAUCAAGAGGAUUGUAACGCUGGCAUCGGUAAUAAACUCAGUCCAGACAAGAGGAGAAGGACAUCAGGCAGAGUGAAGAAAGUCUUGAGUCGUGAAUUUGUCCCAGAUACUUCUGAGGAAUCUGACUCUGAUAGUAGACAGUCAAGACCUGAUAUGGAAAAGAUUAGGCAAGGAAGAUUAUGUGGUGAAGGAGAAAAAGUUGUGCAUAUCAGUAGAGGGCAGAAACUGGUAUCAGAUGUGGAGAGGAAAAAUGGAAGUAAAAAAGAUGAAGAUUUAGAUGAUGAUAAUGGUAACAAUGAGGUAAUAGAUGAAGAGGAGGAGGAGGGGGCGGAGGAUGAGGAUGGAGAGGAGGAAGAUGAAGGAGAGGAGGAGGAGGAGGAGGAAGGAGAAGAGGAAGAAGAGGAGGAAGAGGAAGAGGAGGAGGAUGAAGAUGAGGAAGAGGAAGAGCCAGAGCCAGUUAUUGAAGUUAUAAAAGGUAAAUUAAACAGAGAAGAAUUAAGCAAUAUAAAAGAGGAAGAAGAGCAGGAGGAGGAGGAGGAUGAUGAUGCAAGACAACUUAGAAAAAAGGUUAGGGCUUCUGCUGCACCAAAACAAGUAGAAGAAGAAGUAGAAACGGGUUUAGGUGAUUUACUAUGCAAAGAAACUAUUCCACCAGGUAGCCCUAUGACGCACGAUGCUGCUGUUACUGAUUCAGAGCCUCAGCAACCUCCAGAUUUAAAGAAUGAAAUGCCUUUUGCCAGUGUUCCUACAGGCAGUAGUUUUGGAAAAAGAGGGCCAGUUCCUGUUGGUCAAACAGUAACAUCUGCUUCUCAUCAAACUCCAGCAAUGCAAUCUCCACAGCUUCUUUCACAACAGCAAUUACCUCCCCAACAACAGCAGCUACAGCAGACUUUAAAACAGUCACAACAAAUGCCUAUACAACAAAAACAUCAACUGUUGAUACCUCAGGUACACCAGCCCUGUCAUCAAAAGCUCCAACAAACACAGCAGCAUGUUCAACUUCAACAAAAAACUCAGCAGUCACAAGUACAACACACCCAAUUACAAAAACAGCAGCAUGUUCAGCAACAGACCACACAACAGCAUACUCAACAGGUACAGCACCACCCACAGAUACAGCAGCACUCUCAAACACAAAAUCCAGGACAAAAGCAGCAUAUGCCAGGACAACUGCAGCAACAUUUGCAAGGGCAUCAACAGCAACACACUCAAGUUCAACCGCAGCAAAAUCUUCUGGGGCAACAACAAAAACAUGGACAGGUGCAACAGCAGCAGAAUUCACAGAUAUUGCAGCAGCAGCCACAGCAAGGUCCUCAACUGCAGCAACAACAUAAUCCUCAAGUUCAUCCACAAGUUUCACAGGUGCAGCAGCAGAUUAAGGUUCAACACCAGGUUCAACAGCAGCAACAAACACCUUUGAAAGUUCAUCAGCAUCACCACCAUGUUCAACAACACCACCACCCGCACCCAGCUCAACAAAGUCACCAAGUUCAGCAACCACAAAUCCAGCAGCAACCACCUCAACAUCCUCCACAAUAUUCAUAUUCACAGCAUAGCCAACAACCAGUGCAGCGUCAACAUCAGGAACAGGUGCAGCAGCAGUACCAGCACCACCAAGAGCAAAUUCAGCAUCAAGACCAGCAAUACCAACAGAUAUCAAGGCCUGUGCCAAGUGUUAGUAAUACAAUACAUAACCCAGGCUUAGCUGUAGUAGCUGCAGCAGCUGCAUCAGGAAAUACUAGAAAUUGCAGCGGCAUUAAUGGGUCAGUUGGUGCUUCAGCUGGACCUUCUACAUCUGGUAAUGGUCCUCCUCUAGCAGGAAGUGGGAGUGGUCAAUCAUCAGCUCAAACAACUGUCAUGGACAAUACUCCUCCAACUACACCAGAGAGCAUUAUCUCAAAUAUAUCAGAUUCACCGAGAGGGGAUAAUGAGACGGCAAAGUUGGACGAAUCCAGCAAAUCUGGCCGAGAUUCUUCUGAAGUGGAAUUGGAAAGUUUAGGGGAGACAAUCAAGAUUGAUCAGUUUUCUGAAGAUUCCAAUACUAUGGAUAGUACCCUGGGCAGUGAACCACGACGCCGUGGUAGAUUAAAUCCACCUGUUAAACGCCAGCAUGAAGGACAUCUUGUUCAGAUUAAUAUACCUGAUGUGGAAGGUUCUGAGACUGAAGAGGGCAGUUCCACUCCAGCUGCCCCAAAAAGGCGACGGCGAGGACCAAGAGCUCGAGCGUGUAAUGAUCCUGAGGAUGAAGAAGGUACUAGAAAAGGAAAUAGCCAGGGAACGUAUAUUGGACGCAGAAGGCGACGACACUCGUCAUCUCGUGGAGACCAAGGUGGUGCUUGCUGGGAUUCAAAUCUUGCAGUUGUGUCAGGGUUUGUCGAGCCAGAUACAAGAGCUGCUAGAGAAGCAGGGAUUUCCUCCCAUUCAAGACAAGCUCUUCAAGUUGAUGAUGAUCCAGAGACGAGUGGACUGUCAGCUUUAUCUCUUGCUUGCAGUGCUGCAAGACGUUCCAGAUACAACUUCUGUCAGGAGUUAGACCCUGACUUGGAUGCUUCUAAGAGGAUAGCAGUUUUACAGUCCAGAAUUCAGGAGCUGAAGAGGACAUAUAUGCAAGUUAAAACUGAACUUGCCUCAGUUGAACGUAGAAGGAAAAAGCUUCGUCGGAAAGAACGUGAAAAAGAAACGAAGACUGAACCUACUUAACAAGAUGUGGGUAUGAUAGUGUGCAGUCAUCUGUGAUUUAUAGUGGUCAGCAGUGUUUGCUGUAAGUGGAUGGAUGGAUCUCAGUAGUCUUGUGUAAGCAUUGCUCAGUGACUUGUUAGCCUUUAAGGUAACAUUCAGAUAAGUUUUAUUUGUAAAAAAUUUCAUCAAGCUAUGUAAUUUUUUUAACUUAGUCUUAUGUUCAUGUUUUAUGUUUAAAAUGAAUUUUAACUUACAAUUGUUGUGUAUCAGCAAUGAUAAGGCUAAUUGAGUGCCUUGGUGUUUGUGUUUGGGUUCUCAAAGCUAAAUAAACUGAUAUGGUUAUUAAAAAGGCUGAGCUUGUUUACUGUGAAUAAGAGCUUUAAUAUGAAGAGAUUUAUGUGGGCCAUAAGCAGUGAUAAGCUUGUGUACAGUUCAGGCAGGUAAUACUUUUGAUUGUUCUCUUGUCCAAAGCUGAAGCUUGAAUAUAAAGGUGAAUGAUUUGCCUUGCUCGCUGAUUUACUGUUAAAAGUUGGAAUUUAGACCACAGUUGUGUACAGAUGUAUAAGUGUACAUAAGACACACUCGUGAUACUUAAAAUACUUUUUUAUUGUUAUCUUUUAUAGGGUAGUGUACCAGAAACUUCAGUUCUUUUUAGUAUUGUAAAACUAAUUUUAAAAGAAUGCCUUUGAGAGAAUUAUGUAUAUUGUGAGUAAUAAGUGAAUGGAUGAAUGGUGUUUGAAAGGAAGAGUAGUGUGUUAUAUCAAACAACAAAGUAUUUAUGAAAAUUUGUAAUAUUUUUUAUACGGACUUUAAACAUUUUUUACUCAAUAUCUUCCUUAUUCUCAAAUAGACAAGAUGUCUCCUGUGAAGUACAAGUUGUACAUGGGUAUUUGCAUGAACCAGGUCAAAUAUGUUUAUCUGUAAACCUUACCAUGUUUACUCAUGUCAGCUCUAAUUUGACUUGUUGGUCAAUGUUUAUCUUCAGCACAUUACUAUUUCAGAGUAAUUUAUUUAUGGAUGAUUGAAGCCUUAAGUUCUGCAGAUUUUUAGAUCUUAAUGUUAGCUAAUCAGAGUACAGCUUUACAUGCUCAAAAUUAACCUUUCAUCCUCCAUGCUAAACUCUGAUUCCUAACUCGGUGUUUUGGCUUGGUUUGAUAGCAGAAUAUCCAUGCUGUUUCUUUUAAACUUUAAUAGAGUGGCAUAAUCAUAGAAUUACAGUGAUUUACAUAAUUAAAAAAAAUUUAGUUUUAGGAAUAAGUAGGUCAUUUGCUUCACUUAACAAUAGUAGUGUAUUUGUCCUCAGUGAUGCCAAGGCUUAAUAAAUUAUUGUUAACACCAGUAUACCUUGACAAGAGGUUCUCCUUGCCAUAGCAAUACCUUGUCAUACCAUAACUCAAGGAUAGUGCUCUACAUAUCUAUUCACUGCAAUACAGUAGCUCUGAAGAAAGUAAGGGAAGUUAAUCAUUUUGCUAGAAGGACAUUGUAAUUAGUGGUCAAGCCUGUUUUGUUAAGUUUUACUAGUUCUCUAAAGCUAAUCUUCUUUUUGGUUGUAUGGGUUUAGGAGAGGGGUGCAUAUGAUGUGUUUUGUGAUGGCAGUACAUAUUUUGGGUUAUAUAUGUGGUUGGAAGAAGGUGUAGAGUUUGAGUUGAGGGAUUAAUAUUUAUUGGGAACUGGCAGGGAGGAGGGGAUGCAUUGUGUAAUGAGAGGGCAUUCCAUAAGUGUGUGUGUGUGUGUGUGUGUGUGUGUAACUACACCCAAGUGUAGUUACAGGAUGAGAGCUAUGCUCGUGGUGUCCCAUCUUCCCAGCACUGUCAUAUAACGCUUUGAAACUACUGACGGUCUUGGC
This is a messenger RNA of Procambarus clarkii (red swamp crayfish), 10269 nucleotides long. The record is from RefSeq and is a predicted model, not a curated record. Lineage: Eukaryota; Metazoa; Arthropoda; Malacostraca; Decapoda; Cambaridae.